GUCUAUACUUGUAGGUGUCUGGUCUGUCGCCUUGUGGUUGUAUACAGUGUGGACGAUGCGAUGCCUGCCUGCUUGGUCUGCAUGGCAUGCAUACGGAUGCAUCAAGGGACAGACAGACAGACCGACCGACCGACCGAUUGCCUCAACAAAAGCAGCCCGCUGGUGUCUGUCGUGUCUCUGCUUCGGUUCAAGUGUCCCAUGCGAUGCGUCAUGUCACAGCAGGCAGAUGACGUAACGGGCAAUGCAUGAUUCACCAAAUCGCUUUUAUGCACCAUUACGUAAGCAACCCCAAUUAGACGAGAUGAGACGAGACUCACACACACACACACACACAUACACAUAUAUAUAUAUCAUGUUGGUGGCCGUACGGUAGGUACAGGGGCUGGGCUGGGCUGGGUUACCCACCCACCCACAGGCAUACGGCAGAAUGCUGGGUGGCACAGCACACGGCUACUCCUACAGAACUUACUUGCGAGACCAGAAAACUGACUGACUGACUGACAGACACCGAUAUGUAAUGAAUGCCAUGCCCCACCCCACCCGACCCGAUACAUAGACACGCCACGCCCACACAUGUCAGUCAUGCACACAGAUAUAAAUAUCAUACGCACGUACACACACACAGAGAGAGAUGAACCUACAAAGGACGCGUACACACGUAAAAUCACGCACACGCCGUGUAAGCACGCCCUCACUCGCUCACAGCACCGUCAUGGACUUCCACGACUGCCCGUGCAGGCCACUCACCCACACGCCUCGGCCCCCGUCAUCAGCACGGUGCGAAUGUGUCUCUCCAUUGCUGCUGGUGCCGACCACCGAUCUGCCCGGAAGAAGGUAGAGUGAGCCGAUCUCGUGACGCCACGCCCGGCUGAGGUCGGGGUAGUCACCGACACAGAAGAUCUCCCCCGCGUCUUUGUCGUGUGCGAACGCGUAGACACACUUGUCGAUGCCGAGCACUCGCGCCUCGUUCAUUCGGUUGGCGAAGCGCAGAACAGCUUUGUCUUUGACCUCGUAUCGGUCCACAAAGACGCCAUUCCAUGGCCUUCCUGUGGCGGGAGUGGACGCGUUGAGGGCCAUGUGCAUCAUGUGAUCGUAGUCGUUGAGAAGCUGGGCCACGUAAGACACCCCCAGAAAUGAGAACUGCCCGAAGUGAGCCACAUUGAGAAACACGUCCUCUUCUGUCCGGCCGUCCAGCGCCGUGGCGACCUGGGCUCUCUGCCGAUCCCGCCGCUCCUGCACAGUGGGCAUGACGAACACACCACCACCGUCACCCUCCUCAGAAUACGUCCAGAUCUCCCCAUGGUUGCUGAAGGGCAAGUCGUUCCGGCUCGCCAGCGUCUCGUCGAACCCCGAAUCUUCCGUCCAUAUGACGACAGCAUGGCGGCCACUGCCGAGGACUUCUCGCACAGUGGUAGACCUGUCGAUGGCUGAUGGGUAGAUGAUGUUUGCAAGGGGGCUGGCCAUGAGGGCGGUCGCCACCAGGUCGGUGUCGCUGGCACGCUCCACGUUGGACAGACGGAUGAGCAGCAGGUCGCAGGGAUGGGCAUCUAGCCAUUCGGCGAUUGACGCGAAUGUGUGGGCGGCUGUGCGGGUGCUGCGGCCGCUCUCGUGGCAUGAAACGGCCUCCGUCGUACCGAAACUGCACACAUACACACGGACACAGAGAAUCGAUGCAGGUGUCACAAGGGGUGUGUGUGUGUGUGUGUGUGUACCUGCAGAAGUCCAGGUCGAGGGCGCGGAUGCCAUCGUCCAGCUGUGUGAUAAGGGACCUGUUCUGGCUCUCGUGGAAGCUCUCACAGCCACAGGUAAAGGCCAGGCACUCACAGCCACUCAAAUCAUACGACUCGCUGUUGUGCGUGCCUGCAAAACACAUAUGUGUGUGUCUCCGCACCCCUGAUGUCUCCCCCUCUCUCUGUCCUGUAGUACUGACCUGGAUAAGUCACGUCCAACACAGGGAGGUCGCACAAACCCCCCACACCGUUGCACGCGCGGCACUCCGACUCCUCUGCUAUCGACAUGGCACUGAGCGGCUCAUCGAAGGCACCUGGCGCGUCGUCGCCUAUCGGAGGGGCUUGCUCGGUCACUGAGAGAGAGAGAGAGAGACGGGGGGGGGGGAGAAAGAGAGAGAGAGAGUCAGUCCCGGUGAUCGCCGGCAGGCCUGUGUCGCCACUGUGUGUACCUUUCCGCAUGAAUGCGAUGGUGCCGUUGGCGGGAGCUAUCAUGCCGGGCUGCCAGUCAUCUGGACUCCCUGCCAUCGACAGGGCGCAUUGGCCCUUGACGAAGCCGCCGUCCUCUUGGCCGAUCUCGUCCUCGGCGGUGAAGUCCACACACCGACAUGCCAGCUGCUCCACACACCUGCACAGCCACACGACAGAUGCCACAAUCAUUACCGCCGCCACUGACGUGACGUGACAUUCACCUGCCCCUCUCACUCACUUCAAGGCACACGUGUGAAGGCUCAUGGUGCCCACAUGCUCCCGCGUAGCGCCUUUGACGACACACACGCCGGAUCUCCCCUCCUCGUAUGAGCCCUGUAGCCCUGCCUCCAUGCGCACCAAGGGAGCAGGAGCGGGUCUCGCGGCCGCCAUAAUGGUGGCCCUCUCCUCUCUCUCUGCCUGCUCCCUCUUCGCUGCCUCCGCCGUGCCAACUCGGAUAUAAGCCCUGUAGCCUCUCACAGACGGGCUCUUGACGGCAUUGCUGUUCUUGGCGCCCAGACGGCAUGACGGCUCGCCCAUGCUGCCAUCCUUGUGGAAGUCGAAGCAUUCGCAGCCCUCCUGGUCGAUGCACGCCGAGGCGCACUCGGCGAGCGUCUCUGUGCUGUGCUUGUGGGCGUGGGAGGCGCAAUAGGAAGACGUGAUGGUCAGCUUCUUGAGCCAGCUGUUCUGCACUCGAUAGGCGUCGAAGUACAGCAGAGGGGACACUCUGGCCGCAGACAAGCUGGUGCUGGCGGCAGUGGUGGUGGCCGGCGUGGCAUUUGGACGCAGCACUGACACAAGACAGACCAGCAUCAAGUCACCACUGUGUGCCCUUCUCUCUCCCUCCCUCCCUCCUACCUCGUUUGUCGUCAUCUGUUUCGAGAAACCCCUGGUCGGCAGAGUCCCGCACCAUGGCCAUCACGCCAACGAAGGCCCCGUCCCCAUUGCCGCCAGAUGACGCAUCAUUGCCAUCAGCCGCAACCGAGAAGAAGUUGGUGGUCGCCCCGGCAUCAGAUGCUUUGCUGAGCCGGACGAUUCUCUUCUCGCCGGGUGCGCCAAGCUGGCAGGUGGGCGGCUGCUCUGCCGCCACUGUCAGGUCGAAGCACAGACAGUCACUCAGAGAUGCACACCUGCACCGACCAACACACACACACACAAACCACAUAGCCCAUAACCACACACGGCCAGAUGUUCAAACGGGAGGCGGUGUGACGGUUUGCGUGUUGUGGUUGCUCACGCUUGAGCACAGCUCUCGACGGUGACAUUGGCGAUGUGCCGGUCAUCUCCAUCGCUGGCCCUGUGGCUGGCACACUCGACGCCGUCGAACAUGUGGUUGUAUUUCCUGACGGCGCUGUGGCUCGGCAGGCCAGACAGCGCAGCCACUGGCGAACUCCCAGGCUUGGUAGCAGAGGUGGCAGAGGCCAGGCAGCAUCGCGACAGUGCCAGCGCGCACAGCAGCAGGGAGGGCAACAGAGAUGCCAUGGGAGUGUUGCUGAGCCGCCUCCUCUGGGGUCUUGGUUAUUGCGGGGAUCCCCCCUUUCUUCCGGAGACCUUUCUU
Messenger RNA from Vitrella brassicaformis, 3753 nucleotides. The record is from the annotation of a GenBank genome assembly. Lineage: Eukaryota; Vitrellaceae.